AUGGCUCUCCAUUUCCGGAGAAUAGUUUCGUUAUUAUUGAGAGAGUUUUUGAAGAACCACCAUACCAAGCCUACAAAUGAAAUUUACGCUGAAAAUAUGAUAAAUUUUAUGGUUGAACUCGUGACUCAUCACGGAUGUAUGACUCAGCUUUCGAAAAAUAUUUUAUCUAUCAUAUGUAAUGACAAUUUAAUAAUAACGAUUGACAGAAACGCAAAGAAUACAGUAGCCAUGUGGCUGCGACGCAGAAAACCUCUUAUAG
This is a messenger RNA of Cinara cedri, 259 nucleotides long. NCBI's taxonomy places the organism in Eukaryota, Metazoa, Arthropoda, Insecta, Hemiptera, Aphididae. The record is from the annotation of a GenBank genome assembly.